Macrosteles quadrilineatus (aster leafhopper) is the source of this 2490-nucleotide messenger RNA. Its product is annotated as CD63 antigen-like. The record is from RefSeq and is a predicted model, not a curated record. The transcript is spliced from 5 exons. Gene Ontology annotation, cellular component: membrane. NCBI's taxonomy places the organism in Eukaryota, Metazoa, Arthropoda, Insecta, Hemiptera, Cicadellidae. Bases 329 to 1030 code for a protein of 233 amino acids.
GCAGGAGAGAAAAGUAAAAAAGUAAGACGAUAGUGGAAGUGAAAGGGAAAGAAGACGAGACCGUGCUACGAUGACGGAACAGAAUAGUUUACUUUAAUCAGAAAGUUUUGUUUUAUAUACCAAGUGAACCGUCAAUUUCAUUUUUAAACUAAUUUCCAGAAAUAUAAGUUAGUGAUAGGCCUAGAGCUAUUCUAAACGGUAGUCUGACAUUUUUAGACAAACUUUUGGGAUAGUAAUAAGUUGUUCUGAAGAAACAUCGAAACUGAACAAUCAUCAGUAACUUAGGCCUAGUCCUACGACUGCUCACUGCUCAGUAGCAAUAUUCACAAUGGAUUCCGUAGGGAUGAGCUGCAUCAAAUACCUCCUUUUCUUUUUUAAUCUUCUUUUCGCUAUAUCUGGCAUCAUCAUCUUCACUGUUGGAAUCAUAAUACAGAAAAUGUACUACAACUACUCCCAAUUCAUCGAUGACAAGUUUUUCUCAGCUCCAAUGGUUCUAAUAGUGGUGGGAGUGCUAGUCUUUGUGGUAGCUUUUUUUGGCUGUUGUGGAGCCAUACAGGAAAGCAACUUUAUGCUUAUCACGUUUGCCAUACUGCUGUUUGUUAUCUUCCUCACUGAGGUAGCAGGAGGUGUUGCUGGCUACGUCAUGCAGAAGGACAUUGAUUUGAUGUUACACCAGCGCAUGGGCAAGUCUAUGGAGGAGUAUGGCAAGAAUAUGGAGAUCACUAACUCUUGGAACGUUUUGCAGUAUGAUUUUAAAUGCUGUGGCACUCAAUCGGUGACUGACUGGGAGAAGGUGUACACCAACGGGACUGUGCCAUACUCUUGUUGUCCUGACAACCCUGUGGAUGAGUCUUGUACACCUGACAAGGCCAACAACAAGGGCUGUCUCCCUGUGCUCAAGCAACUCCUUGAGAAGAACACAGCUCUUGUCGGUGGAUUUGGACUUGGUGUCGCUUUUACUCAGCUGAUUGGUGUGGUGUUUGCCUGCUUCUUGGCUCGUUCCAUACGCAAGGAGUACGAGACUGUCUAAAACACCUGAGAAUACAAAAGAAGUACAGUACUGUAUUCUUAUCUUGCUAGUGUGUAUGGAUAUAUUCAUAAGAUUAAGAAACAUUACUUUCAUAUUCGUGUUUGACACUUGUACUUUUAUACGACUAGGAUCACUGUCGUAACAUGUAAAUCUCAAGUUUGUAUCUUUUAUAUUACUCUAGAUGUAACUGGUGUUGUGAUUGACAUAGCUAGUGAGGCAUCUCAAUUGUGUGCACCAUUUCAUCCAUUGACUGAAGCUAGUCAGGAUUCUGUUUGAUAUUAGACAGUUGAUUUUGCAUUUGAGAUUAGAUUAGAGAACUCAACACAAUGCCCAUGUUAUGUUCUAUGAAUAUUAGUUUUUGUAUAAUUUAACAUUUUUCACCUGUGUAAUGAUAAACAUUUGUUUAUGUCUACAGUGUUACCCAUACUCAAACUGAGUCACAGAGGCUAGUCAGAAAAUGGGUGUGAUUGUUUGCUAGGAAUGAAAAUUCAAUAUUUAUCGUUAAUAAUUUUAAUAUUUAACUUGAAGUAAUUUCAAAUUUAGUGGGACUCUAUAAGAGUACUCAUUGUGAAAUACACUUUUUUGUGUAUAUUUUUUUAUCAUUAAUACAUAGCAGCAGUAUUUAGAAUAAACAACAGUAUUUACAUGUCUGAUACAUUCCAGAGAUAUAUAUAUUGAACUGUCCAGAAUCAAAUAGGCUACAAAUUUGAUGGAAAAAUUGAGGGAUCACAAGUAUUCAAGUAUUUGAAGACUAAUCAAUUACUGUAUAUCAAUAAGACUCAAUAAGCUUCAUCAUAUUGUUUCAACAUUAUUUUAGUAGGCUAUUUGUUGCAUUUACCCAAGUAACUAAAUGUUUGUUUAGGUUUUGUAACUACUGACUGUGUUUGUCCAUGUUAAUAAUUUGUAAUUAAUCAAUAUUACUUUUUGCAAUUUUACUACUUUUGUACUUUGGUAUUCAAUUGAAUUGCCUAGUUAGUUAGUUAUAGGGUGUCUUUAUUACCAUAAAAACACCUCAGUUCAGGAUUUUCAAUGGCACUUUGGGAUGUUCCAAAAUGACUAUUGUAGAAAAAAAUCUUUAUUGAUUCCAAGUUUUAGAAUAUAAUGAAACUCUAUUUAAUUUUCUUUACUGAUGUUAUAAUUUCAAUUUAUGAAAUUUAAGUUGAAAACUCUUGAGAUAUUUAAGAUGAGUAAGAAGACACCCAGUUAUAGAAGAAAUAAUGUUUUUGAUAGAUUAUUUUAGUAUAAGCAACAUUUCAGUGAUCUAACCAAGUGUUUCUACUAAUAUUACCCUUUAGGCUGUGUUGGGUUUUGUUAUAAUUUAGAAUAUGAUUGUCAUUCAAGCUUUGUCUGGUUGUUUCCUAUUUGAAAUUUUAUUACGUCCAUUUAUGCAGUAUAUAUUAAUGUUUUUCUGUACUGAGUUUGUGACAAGACACAUAUUCUGAAUAAAGUGUUUUUAGGUA